Molecule: messenger RNA, 798 nt
Organism: Rotaria sp. Silwood1
Lineage: Eukaryota; Metazoa; Rotifera; Eurotatoria; Philodinida; Philodinidae
Source: the annotation of a GenBank genome assembly
AUGCUCAGUACAGAAGAACGUCAAAAACAGUUUGCCAUAGCAGCAUCUAUUAUUGAAAGUGCCUAUCAGAUCGUAUCUGCCUUGUAUCCAAAACAGCGGCCAAUCUUCGACGAGGUUCGUGACGCCUAUUUGAAGAUUAUUAGAAGGAAUACCACAUUACAUGCUGGAAUUAAUCAAGGAGUUACUACUGGUCAAUUGAUUGCACCAUAUAUUUUAGAAAUUCGAAGAAUUGAUAAAAGUGACGAUAGAGCAGUCUACACAUCUACCAAUCAGCCAGGCUAUCAUCGACCGGAUCCAACUCAUUCGAACCAGGGCUUUUUAGGUGUCACUUGGGAAAAUGUCAAACCAUUUCUUUUGAAUUCAGGAACACAAUUUCGUGCUUCAAAUAUUAUUAAUGAAACAGCUACUGCUCGUCUGGAUAGUAAAUAUUUCUACAACUUAUGGCGUCCUAUCGUUGGCAUUCGACAAAGAGCAUCCGGUAAUUCGGCCGAUCUUAAUUGGCUACCAUUGGGAGCACCAGAAAACGAUGCCAGUGAUAGCUCCACUACAGAAUUUUCUUUCUAUGUUUCUGGUCAUGCAACCUUCGGUUUGGCUAUUUUUGAAGUUCUUCGCCGCUUCUAUGAAACAGAUGAUAUUCCAUUCGAAUUUCAUUCGGAUGAAUACAAUGGCAAAACUAUGGACUCAAUUACACGACGGGCACGACCGGCUAGAACACGAAGAUAUCGAUCGUUUACACAAGCAGAAACCGAAAACUUCUUGAGUCGAGUCUAUUUAGGUGUUCAUUGGCGAAUUGAUUAA